GAGUGGAAGCGAAGCACGAAGCUGGGUCGUCGUCGAGCGUGCGAGGAGCUCUGCGAUCACAUACGGAACGCGCAUUUUCUCUCUGCUGCUUGCGAUGGGGCGAUCUAGAUCGGUACCUGCGUGCGCUGAGGCUGGCCUUGUCAGUCUCGGAUUGCUUUUGAUUUAACUCCGGCGACGAAACGUGGUCGGAUGUGGACGUUUCCAAACCUUUUCCAAUGCUCUUUCCUUGGCUUCUCAACUUCCAGUGCGAAGCACGAGUUGUAAGAGUUUACAGGAUGAAGGAUGCUGAGGAUAAGUCAGGGUCAGUAACAACUAUGAAUUUGGGCUCAGUGCUUAUUUAAUUGCAUUAAAGGCAGUGCAUUUCCUAUAUACGAUAGUGUCUUUGCGGAUGUAAUUGGCUAUCUACAGAAACCGAAACGGACGCGAUCUCCUCCUUAAGUCACUUCCAAUGCUUCCAUUCGAAAAUAUUGUUGGGGCUGUGUGCAUCCAAUGCUUGUGAGUUGGAAGGAUAAGGAAAUUAGGAGACACCCAAAUGGCAUCGGCCAGGCGGCCAAGAACAACCUCAAAACCUACCACAAGGAUUGCAGGUGGUGUAGAUAGGGACGAAGAUGGAAUUGGAAAAAGUAAAUUUAGGAAGCGAAAACUGACAGAUAUUCUUGGACCUCCUUGGAGUGAAGAAGAUCUUGAGUUGUUCUACCAAGCCUUUCGCAAGUAUGGCAAGGACUGGAAGAAGGUGUCUGCGAGCUUACACAAAAGAACGACAGAAAUGGUGGAGGCUUUAUACACCACAAACAAGGCAUAUUUGUCUCUCCCAGAUGGAGCUGCAUCUGCUACUGGACUUAAAGCUAUGAUGACAGACCAUUAUAAUCUCCUGGUCGAAAACCCGAGUGCAGGUGCAGAAAGUAGUGAUGAUUGUGUUGGUUCAGACGAGAGGUCAAAUCAUGUGCAGCUCUCGAAGAAAAAAGUUACCAACAUAGGAAUGGAAAGCAGCAGCAUUCGUUCAGAUGGCAUUGUAGGAGCUAGUGGUUUUGGAGGUUCUUCACCCGCUAAAAGACCAAGAACAUAUCGUAAUCGACCAGUUGGCAAACGUACUCCUCGCUUUCAAACGAGUAACGCGUCUGAGAGAAGAAUAAGAAUCAUCAAAGCUUCUGUCUCCAAGCUUCAAAACAGGGUCGAAGAGGAUUCUGACUCUGAUGUAGCAGCUGCCCGGACCCUGGUGUCAAAGCAGUCGGCUUCACCAACGGCAUCAAAUACUCCUUCAAGGAGGAGCCUUCGACAAACCUCAUUUCAACAGAAUGGUGAUAAGGAGUCACUGUGGAGGACAGAGUCUGAUGCUUCUGUCAAGCCCACCGCUUCAACAAGCCAAGCAGAUAAUCAGCUGGAGGGAAGCCCUGAAAGCAAAGACUUGCAGAACGAGGGUGCUACCAAAGCAAGCAGCAGCACUCUGAGGUCUGACGCGGACAGGAAAACUCCGACAGUUGGAGAUGCCAAGAGUAAACUGAAAAAACCUUUCUCUAAGAAGACUAAGUUCCAGAAUUCGGAUAGUAAGCAUCAAACUUCCAAGUCGAGAGAGAAGAGGAAAGAAGACGUCAAGGAAUUGGUGGAAGCAUCUGAAAGGCAAGGGAGCGGCGCUGAUGAGCCAGCAGAGGGGUCUAGUCAACCAUCUUCUGCUCAGAGGAGGCGGCGUCCUGUCUCACCUCCUCCUAAGCAGAAGAAGAGAAGUCGACAGCUUUUCUCAGGAGAUAGCAACAGCGGGCUGGAUGCUUUAGCGACUUUAGCGGCUUCGUCAUUGGAGCUGGAAGGUCUGGAACUUGGUGAGAAUUUGAAUGUUGUUGCCAAUGCCGCAGCCAGUUUUGAAGACAAAACUGAGAAGGUGGAAAUCAAGGGUGGGAAGCAAUCUAGCCCAGAGGUUGCUAACUCAAAGCACGAUUUGAAGUCCUCACAAGCUGAGGAUAUGCAAGAUUUACACAAUGGUAGUAAGGAAGAGGAAGGAGAUUUAAACACAGAAGAAGAGGGAGCAGCUUCCGAAGAUAGACAACCAUCUACUUCACCGGCAGAUUCCAGAAAGCGGAAAAGAAAGCAUUCUGGUGACAAGAUUUCCAAAGUUGUGGCUUCAGUCCCUGAAGGAGAAGCUUCAGCAUCGCCGAAUCCAUGGACCAAACUAAAGAAGCUAGCAGGAACCAAGUUACUGUCUUCAAAACAGGGGCAUAAGCUCCUGAAAAGGUGGUCAGAAAGUGGAGUUGCAGAUGGUGCGGAUUCUCCUGGUCAUGGUAAGCAGAUCUCUAUGGAGGGAAGAGAAGAUCUUUCUAUAGACAUUGAUGAAAGUUCUCUCCCUCUGAAACUUCGGAGUAAGAAGAAAGGAGUACCGGAGAAAUUGCCUACGGAAAAAACUAGUGCUCCGGUCAAGUCAAACAGUGGGUUUAAUUCCCCACAUCAGGAAUCUGUGAGAAAAGAACAAGCUUUCUGUCCGCACACAACCCCUGAACUCGGAACAGAUAGUGCCAAGGCCAAAAUCAUUCAUUGCCUAUGUCCCAAGGUUCGGCGAUGGUGUAUGUGUGAAUGGUUCUACAGUGCUAUUGACCUUCCUUGGUUCGCACGCAAUGAAUUUGUUGAGUAUCUGAAUCAUGCUGGCCUUGGCCAUGUCCCAAGGCUCACUCGCGUCGAGUGGGGCGUUAUACGAGGUUCUCUCGGGAAACCCAGAAGACUCUCCAAGCGAUUUCUUCAAGAAGAGAGGGAGAAGUUGGAAACUUAUCGUGAGUCAGUACGCACACAUUAUCAUGAACUUCGAAAUGGACUUAGAGAAGGGUUACCUGCAGAUUUAGCGCGUCCCUUGACGGUUGGGCAAAAAGUGAUUGCUCGACACCCAAAGACGCGUGAAAUACACGAUGGAAGCAUCCUUACGGUUGAUCGUUCUCGCUGUCGAGUACAGUUUGAUCGACCUGAACUAGGUGUGGAGCUGGUUAUGGAUAUCGAUGCAAUGCCAAUGUAUCCACUUGAGAAUGUGCCUGAAGUGAUGCGACGGCAUUUCACAUCUGUGGAAGGGAUAGAGCGCACACCCGGAGAUGAUUCUAAACCAAGGGCGUGGAAUGCUUCGGGUGGAGUUGGAGGUGUUGCUCGUGCAGCCUUGAAUGAGCGCCUGGAACGUCGGGUUACCAUGUUAUCACAACGUUUUCUUAGCGAUCUGUCUAAGCGGGCGCAGACGGAUACCCUAGAUGCUGUACGAGAGGCAAAAGAAGUUACUAACAGAGCAGUGCGUGAGGCAAAAGAUGUGACUACUAAGUCAGCUGUAGCCUCUCAAAGAGUUGGUUCACACCAACCACUAGGCGGUUUUCAGGCACAAGCUAUAGAAGCAGAUGCACGUGCACUGGCUGAACUUGCACGUGCACUUGAUAAAAAGGAAGCUCUUGUUAUGGAGUUACGACAAAUGAAUGGCGAGGCAAGUUGCAAUUGGGAAGGAUUUAAGGCUGCUGAUAACUUUCAACGCCAAUAUGCCACAGUCGUUCUCCAGCUUAAGGAAGUCAACAAGCAGGUUACAAAUGCCCUGCUUCUUUUGCGGCAAAGAAACAAGUAUCAUGAUAAUGCUGUUCUUCCCUGGCAUCGUUUAAGUUCUCAGGGAAUUUCAGAUGUUGCAGAACCUAGUGAACCAUGGGUAUUAGACACAACGUGUGCCCUUGCAGAGGUGACCAUUUCGGCUAGAAAGCAGGCCAGCCUUAUGGUUUCUACUGCAGUGAAGGCCAUGGAUACUCUAAAAGCAGGAGAAGAUGCCUUCCAGAAAUUGGGAUGUGCAUUGGAGGCUAUUUCUGUCCCGGGAUGCGUAUCAGUUCCACUCCAGUUAUCUCCUUACCCUGCUCCAACGUGUGAAGUUGGUGGAUCUCAGGGUGUUUCUACACCAAGUGCUCAGCCAGGUUCGCGUGUACAGUCCUCCUCGUCUUCAAUCACAGAAGACAACAGUGAAGUUGAUACUGGAACUGUGGCCAGCACCAGUAGGUUGUCCCCGGUCGACAAGAAUGGAUCUGCUCAGAGGCCAGCUGCUCUUGAGGCAGCUGCCCAGGAUCUGAUGCAAGAUCUCAAUCAUGCUGCGACCCAAUCAAGUGCAAGCAGGGAUUGCCUGUUUCCCAUGGAGCUCAUAAAAUCAUGCAUUGCUACAUUGUUUAUGCUACAGACACUAUCAGAGACGCCUUUUUCAUCAGCCGAAGUGCAGCAAACCUUGGAUUCUGCACUGAGGACUUUGCGGCCUAAAUCUGCAAAGAACCACGCGAUUUACAAAGAGAUAGAGCAGCAGUUUGCAACUGUAAAAGCACAGAUCACGACUCAGAUACCUUUUCCCAAUUCUGCUCCAUUGUCACCUUUUGUAGAUUCUAUGCCUUCUGUUGCCCCUAAACCUACACCUCCUAAUACCCUGUAGCGGAUUUGCUCCUCAAACGCACUCGUGCAUUCGAUUGAGUUAGACGUUGAUUGGAAGCACCCAGAGCCACACCCGGGCCCAUCGGGAGUCAUUAGCUUGUUAUGAAUUACGAAUAACAAGAACUGAGAUUGAUUAGGUUUUGUACUCUUGGUUGUAGGACUGAAUCUUCUUGAGUUAGAAAUUGCUUCAUAACCACACCAUCAAUAAAACUUCGUGUGUCAAGCACCGCAGAUCCUCCUCGAAUGUA
Messenger RNA from Physcomitrium patens, 4652 nucleotides. NCBI's taxonomy places the organism in Eukaryota, Viridiplantae, Streptophyta, Bryopsida, Funariales, Funariaceae. The record is from RefSeq and is a predicted model, not a curated record.